AUGUUCUCAAGACAUGUAGCGUUCACUUUCAUCGAACUUGAGAAAACGGUUCCAUUAGAUGUUGUUCAAUGGCUUUUCGAGGUUCCAACUCUUGUCGAGGCACAUCCGGAUGCUGCUAAUUGGUUCAAGCACAAGAUCAGUACUCCGUGGAUCUUCCCUUCACUCAAUCCUGUGCUCUCCGGAAUCUCGCAUGAAAAUUACAACACCACACCUAAUCAUACCAACAUUGUCGAGACUGCACAUGCGGGUCGAAAUGCCGAGACGCAGAAGGGUGUGGGACUUCUUGAUGCUAUUUUGGAUGCGCAGAGUCGGGACAACACCCAUGUUGCAAAUCUUAUCCAAAUGAAACACAGUGGAGUUCUACACAAACACGGUAACGACAUCUUCCACCGCAAAGUUCACGCAGCACAAAGGGCUCGUUGGCGGCAACAAUCCAGGGCAAAACGAGACACAAAUAUUCAAGACUAUCAUUCCAUUCGUGCAGAUAUCAAUGAGUGCAAAUCGGAGAUUGCUGCAUCUCUCGCAUGUACCACUGAUCUCAAAUCUGAGAUUAAACAGUGCAAAGAUGCACUCAUUCUCGAUCGACGCAGUGAGCAUAUUGCUCUUCAACUGAAGGAUUUGCGGAAAGAAGAAGAGGCAGAGAUGGAUGCAUGUCAGGAUUGGAGAAGUCGGCAAGCAGAGCUUGUAAAAGCACUCAAGGAUCUCCGCGCUGGACCUGUAGCGCAUGUACAGAUUCCCACCAGAGGUCUGAAUCGAAACGCUGAUUCUGACCGCGAGAAAGAAAUGCCCGACUUUCACGUGGCCUCGCUGACCUCACACAACAAUCUUCCACCUACCUUUCCCGCUUCACUGUCCAAUUUUGUGGAGCAAGAACAGGAACAACCAGUGGCAGAUUAUUCAAUGGCAGAAUCUGUGUCCCUUGAUGCUUCGACUUCCAUGGUCAUCGACACUUUUGCGGGAUACACUGAGUUCUCCAAUGCUCAGUGGGAUGAAUUUAUCCUCAGUAUGCUGGAGAACGCUUCAUCGACAGAAAAUCCAGUGCCUUAUACACCAGUUGAUGAAGCAACGCACCUGAUUCCACCCACUGUGCACCAAAUACCCUCCGUGCUGGACUCGAGACCCCCACAGCCAAACUCGAGAGCCUCUGAGCCAAACUCCUCCCUUGCUGUUCUCAAGUCCCGGUCUGAUUUAGCUGAGUUUGGGGUGAGCAAUAUACUCCCAGAACAAGUGCGCCAAACUCUUGUCACACAAACACGGGCCAAAGACAACGAAAUUGGUGGUUCUGAUGCGAAACAGCUGAGACACGGUUGA
Messenger RNA from Mycena citricolor, 1311 nucleotides. The record is from the annotation of a GenBank genome assembly. NCBI's taxonomy places the organism in Eukaryota, Fungi, Basidiomycota, Agaricomycetes, Agaricales, Mycenaceae.